This is a messenger RNA of Drosophila bipectinata, 2895 nucleotides long. It is a transcript of the gene Stam, whose product is annotated as signal transducing adaptor molecule. Gene Ontology annotation, cellular component: ESCRT-0 complex. Gene Ontology annotation, biological process: protein transport to vacuole involved in ubiquitin-dependent protein catabolic process via the multivesicular body sorting pathway. The record is from RefSeq and is a predicted model, not a curated record. NCBI's taxonomy places the organism in Eukaryota, Metazoa, Arthropoda, Insecta, Diptera, Drosophilidae. Gene Ontology annotation, molecular function: phosphatidylinositol binding; ubiquitin binding.
UUAUUGCUUACUUGAUUACGGUCACACUUGUCAUUAGUCAUUUUUUUACACAAUAAAUUAAAAUUAAGCCAAGUUAAAAGCGUUAUUUGGGGCCUUUGAACCAAUAAAUGCGUGUUAGGCAACCUCGCUAUACAUCGAAAAAUCGCGCAAGUGCUUUUCGCAGCCAGCUGAACCGUCUUUGACACCGUGACGCACUGAAAAUCGAUUGCCUAGUCAGAGGGGAAAAACAAAAAAACAAUACAGAACGAGACAGCCAGACAAAGUGCAAUUGGUUUGGAUCGGGGGACCCGGAGUGACAAUUAGUGCAACGCAGAUUAUAUUGGGGGAGGCAGCUGCAAGAGUGCUUGCUGGUAAAAAUGGGAAUCUUCGGGCAGUCGUCGCCAUUCGACGCCGAUGUGGAAAAGGCCACCAGCGAGACAAACACCAAUGAUAACUGGGCUUUGAUCCUUGAUGUGUGCGACAAGGUGACUCACAAUCCUCGUCAGGCAAAGGAUUGCCUGAAGGCAGUGAUGCGGCGAAUGGGCCACACCGAUCCGCAUGUCGUGAUGCAGGCGAUCACGCUCCUCGACGCCUUGUCCAACAACUGCGGCAAGCCGUUCCACCUGGAGGUGGCUUCGCGGGAGUUCGAGACCGAGUUUAGGCGCCUCUUGACAAAGGCUCAGCCCAAGGUGUCGUUGAAAAUGCGUGAAGUUCUUAAGAACUGGGCCGAAAACGAUUAUAAGCGGGACCAAGAGUUGGACCUCAUCCGCGCUUUGUACCUCAAGUUGCGCGCGGAGGGAUAUGACUUCAAGGAUCUGGGUGAGAAGACGGGCAAGUCUGCGGCUGAGAAAGCAGCUGCUCUGCCCAAGGAUCCGAAUGUGGUAAGCAGCCAGCAGGAGGAGGACGACAUUGCCAAGGCCAUAGAGCUCUCGCUGAAGGAGACCAAAGGCAGUCCCAAGACCACUAGCGGACCUCCCGCCACUAGUAGUGCCUAUCCAUCGUUGUAUCCAUCAUUCGGGGCAUCAACCUCCAGUUCCAGUGCUCCGGCCAGUGAUUCAGUGAAUCCCACUCCGGCACCGGAGCCGCGAAAGGUGCGUGCCCUGUACGAUUUUGAGGCAGCGGAGGAGAACGAACUGACGUUCUUUUCGGGCGAAAUUAUUCACGUGAUGGAUGAUAGUGAUCCGAACUGGUGGAAGGGCUACAAUCAGCGUGGCGAGGGCUUGUUUCCUUCCAACUUUGUCACUGCCGAUCUCUCCGUCGAUCCCGAUCGCUUGGACAUCAAUCAGCAGCAUAAAUCGGCUGCCGCCGCCGGCCAAAGGGAGCAGGAAUCGGCGGCGUUGCUGCAGCAAAAGACUGAAGCAGCAGCUGCUGCUGCCGCUGCCCAGCCUGUAGAAAUAGACGAGACGAAGAUUGAUCGGCUUCUGCAUCUGUUGCACGAGGCCAAUCCCGAGGACCCAUCGCAGGACAGUGAUGAGAUGCUGCGUCUCGAACAGGAGGUCCAUCAAAUGGGUCCGCUUAUUGACGCUGAGCUAGAACGUGUAGACCGCAAGCAUGCCCAGUUAACGCAGUUAUCAAGUGAUCUUGUCGAUGCCAUUAACUUGUACCACACCUUGAUGAGGGACGAUAGAGCGGCAGCUGGCCAGUUUGCCGCUGCAGCUGGAGGUUUUAUGCCAGGGCUACCAACUGGUUUUCCGGGGGCCGCACUCUACGGAGCUCCAGGCUAUCCAGCACCAGGUGGCUUUCCUCCAGCCCAAGGCUUUGCUGGAAUGCACUCACUACCGUACGGAUCCGUUCCCAAUAAUCCAAAUUCAGGUCCCACUUCUACAACUGGGGUUCCUGGUGUUCCAGGAGCUCCGGCUGGCUACCAAGGACAUCCCCCCGGUCAGGUACCCUUGACUUAUCAAAAUGGACAUGCUCCGCAAAUGAAUUCCCUGCCACCUCAUCUAUCGCAACCAGCUCCACCUGUGACCCAACCCAUUUACAACGCCCAGCCCACGCCGGUUACCAGCCAACAGCAGCAGCCCCAGCCCCAGCAACAGAUUCCCCAGCAUCCACAGCAAGCGCCACAGCAUCCCCAGCAGCCCAGCUAUCACAUGGAUCCGCAAACUCAAUUCGCCCAAGGUCCGCCUGCAGUUCCACAAACUCAACUCCCUCAGCAGCAACAAAUGCCAGCUCCCCACGUGUAUAUGUCUCCGCAGCACCAGCAGCCACCACCGCCCCAAGGCUACCAGCCGUCUCCCAAUAUUUAUGCACCAAAUGGAUCGUCUGCGGUUAAUCCCCAAGGUUACAUGCCACCCCAGCAACAUCCACCGCAUCCACAGGCACCGCAGCAGCAGCACCCACCACACGAUCAGUUCAGUCAGCUCCAUCAACAAAUGGCCGCUAUGUCCAUGAAUGCUGGUCCGCCGGUCGGUGCUCCCGGUUAUCAUAUGCAGAACGACGCCGUCAAAAAUAACAUUCCUAUAUACCAGCAGCAGCGGUAAAACCAUUGGAUUAGUUUUUCAUUAAAAUCGAGCCCUAUGAAAUAGUUUGCGUUUAUUUGCCCAAAUUUUGCUGUCAAAAGGAAAAGCAAUCGGAAGAUUACCAAAAAUUUUACUAUCCCAAUGGAAAAGAAGAAAUGAGAAAAGCCAAAUUAAUUUAAAAAAAGAAAUUUUGAAUGUUUUUUGUUUAAUUUUGUUGCAUUAUUUUCGGGCAUAGUAUUGUAUACUCAAAAAAAAACCUACAUACUUUUUUGGGGGUUUUACGAAUCGGAAUGAUACACACACUAUAUAAAUAUUCUAUAUUCAACAACAUGUAUAACUUUGUAUUUAGUGCAGGAGAGAAUAACUACUAUGUAUUAUGUUUAUUGUACGGAUUAUGAUCUGAUAAAGAUAACGAAACGAAUCACAUUCAUUAAAAUCAUUCACUUAUAAGAAA